UUGAUGUGAUUUGUUGUAGCUUCUUUGUGAACAAAGACUAAAAAUCGCAUUUUUAUUUGUCUGUGGUGUUAGCUUCCAAAGCAAAGAUCAAAGCAAUGUUUGGUCCUUCAUCGAAAUCGUUCAAUACCCAUUUGAUAUUCCCCAGAACGUUCGAUGAUCAUCCAGAUUCCGGCGUCUAUUCGCCUCCUCUGUGGAAGAACAGUCCACCGAAGAGUCCUCCUUCUCACGUUCAAACCAAUUACCACACUCUCUCCCCCGUUUCAAAGGCUCAAGCCAUCGCUCGUGGCCAGCGAGAGCUUAUGGAGAUGGUCAGCAAGAUGCCCGAGUCGUGCUACGAGCUCUCCUUGAAGGAUCUCGUCGAGGUUAACACAGAGGAAGAGAAAGAUCGGAAAGUGUUCGACGAAAUGCCUCAGAGAAAGGCCAAGAAGCCGAGUAGUAAAGCUAUGAGGAAGGUGAAGAGUGAUAAAUGGGUCGAUCCGGUUCGAAACGGAGAUGUGAACAGUAGUGGGUUUCUUCUGAAAUUAGGGUUUCCUGUUAGCUUGGGUGCUAAGAAAAGGACGAAGAAGAAGAAGGAUGAGGAUGAUGCUUCUGUGACGAGUAGAGGCUCUUGGGUUUCGGAGGAUAAAGAUUGGUGGAAGUCAGAAUCGAGUAGGAGUCAGAGAGGUGUGUCGAGGAUCAACAGUAGGAGCUCAAAGAGUAGUGGUGGUAGUAGCAGCAGGAGCAACAGCGAUCGAAGCCGAAGCAGUUUAAGGGAUGAAAAGAGUGGAUGCUUAUCUUUCCUCCGGAGUGUACAUGCACGAGACUAAAACGAAAAGUUCUUCAUUUGGUUGUACAAGAUUACUGAUUCAUCCAACUGGAGUCCAGGAAUGGUGAAGAUGGAAGUAUAGGACAUGUGCAUCUUCAAUGUACAGCCCAAGAUUCUAUCCCUUUCUUCCGCUUCUUGUAGUUCUCUUUUCUUUGUAAGCCUUAUGUCAUGUAUCUAUAGAACCUAUGCUGAUGAUAUUUUAUAUAUGUAGAUAGAUACUCCAGCGUUUGCUAACAUAAACCUAUAAAAGUUUACAUACCAAUGCUCAUCAAUAAAUAUCAAAUUUAUUUUUAUGUU
This is a messenger RNA of Raphanus sativus (radish), 1102 nucleotides long. RefSeq lists its product as uncharacterized. NCBI's taxonomy places the organism in Eukaryota, Viridiplantae, Streptophyta, Magnoliopsida, Brassicales, Brassicaceae. The record is from RefSeq and is a predicted model, not a curated record. The transcript is spliced from 2 exons. Bases 96 to 806 code for a protein of 236 amino acids.